Molecule: messenger RNA, 1362 nt
Organism: Frankliniella occidentalis (western flower thrips)
Lineage: Eukaryota; Metazoa; Arthropoda; Insecta; Thysanoptera; Thripidae
Product: BET1 homolog
Exons: 5
Coding region: 233-595 (120 amino acids)
Biological process (GO): vesicle fusion with Golgi apparatus; endoplasmic reticulum to Golgi vesicle-mediated transport
Cellular component (GO): Golgi trans cisterna; SNARE complex
Molecular function (GO): SNAP receptor activity
Source: RefSeq, a predicted model, not a curated record
CAGACGUGUAGUGUACUCAAGUUCAUGUCAAUAUGCGAACUUCAUAUAACUUUCCUUGAAGUUGAAGAAGUAUUCCACUCAAAUUAUUUUAGUAUCCUUCUGAUGCUGGUUAAGGCACAGUCCCUUUUCUAUUUGCUUAAAUUUGAGUACUGGUUCCUGUCCUUAAUUCUGGUAGAUGCAAACAGGAUGUCCAGCCAGUGACGGCCUUUGAUUAUUUUCUUCAGUCACAUUCAUGCAGAGGGAUCAAUCCAAAAUGAGAAGAGCACAUGCAGGAAAUUACUAUGAGCCUCUGCCUACUCAGUACGAGGCAGGGAACAACGUGGAGGAGGAAAAUGAGAAAAUGACGGACCAGCUGAAGGACAAAAUUCAUGUUUUAAAAUCGCUUUCCAUUGAUAUCGGGGCAGAAGUGAGGUACCAAGACAAACUUCUGAGGGAUAUGGAUGAAGACUUCGAGAAGACUGGUGGAUUUCUAGGGAAUACCAUGAACCGAGUUCUACGGUUAGCGAAAGGUGGACACAACUACUACAUUGUUUAUCUUUUCUUAUUUUCAAUUGUGGUGUUUUUCAUUUUGUGGAUAACUUUAAAGUUCCGCUGAUAAAAAAAAUUUAAGUACUGCAUCUUCAAAGUUUUCCCAUGACUGAAGUGAACUGCUCACCGAAAAAAGGUGAAGCAUUUGAAAGUUUGUCUCUCAACAGCAGAUUAGACGACGUGAAAAAAUUAUCUGUUUUGUCUAAAAUUAUCCAACUGCAUUUCGAUCUUAAUCUAUACUACAUCUCUUUUGAACUUCUGUGAUAGUGAAGGAUUGCCAGGUGUUGUGAAUUCAGAUUCUAUUGUUUUAUAUAUUCCAAAUUUCUCUCAUAUUUUGAGGUUGGUGAUUGGAAUCAUUAUUGUAUACUGUAAAUAUUGGCCAGUUAUAUCUGUAUGAUGUUGUUGUCAUACAGUUUUAAACUUCUACAUUGUGUGAAUUGGUGAUGUUAGUUACCAUAUAUUUUAUUUUGUAACAGUUUGUUCACAGAGAUUGUACAGAAGCAUUCUAGGUGUUCACAGUACUUCAUUGUGUCAGUUUCUGUGUGUUUAUAAAUCUUCAAAAAUCUUUAUUACUGUUUGAUUUUGACUACGAUUGCGAUUUACUUUUUAAUUAUUUUCAUCCAAGUGAAAGUACAUGUGUAAAACGAGGACUUUGUAUCAGUAUUUGUUGGAUUUUGUUUUGCUGUCUGACGUGAUCACAUAGUAAUGCUGUUCUCAAUGGCCUUUUUUUUUUUUUGCUUUGUUUAGUUAUUGAUUAUCUAUCUAUAUACUUCUAGAUUUAAUUGUUUCUUGUUAGUCUACAAAAUACAAAAUAAAUUAAUGUACAAACAUGGA